This is a messenger RNA of Aspergillus tanneri, 465 nucleotides long. RefSeq lists its product as uncharacterized. The coding region runs from base 1 to 465 and encodes 154 amino acids. The record is from RefSeq and is a predicted model, not a curated record. Lineage: Eukaryota; Fungi; Ascomycota; Eurotiomycetes; Eurotiales; Aspergillaceae. The transcript is spliced from 2 exons.
AUGGAACGCAUCACCCACGCUCAUGGCAUCCAGUAUGAUGGCGCGAUGCAUCUGACCUACGGUGAUGGUUUGGCCAGUCCAUCUGGAGCAUCGGCUGCGGUCCAUCGUGUGUCCGACACCGUGGGGAUACUGUUGAACGCCACCCUGUAUCGAUUGAGUGUCUAUCUACAGCCCCGUGCAGCCUUAUCUGUUCAUGCCCGAUUCAACGCGGAAGCUGAAACCGGGCAAAUCUAUGCAGCCAGCAUUCUCCAUUUGGCGACUCACGCCUGCGAUGCUGUGUUCUGUCGACCGAGUGGCAGGGUUCAACAGCCGAAAUUUGGUCUGAGUUUGCUUGCUGGACACUUGAUCGCUGAUGCUACUCUGGUGACAGUUCGUCGAUCGACGGCCGUCUCUGCCUUUCUCAUGAAGAUCGCAUACCGGCGGAAUAGACCUGAGCACCAGGAUUGCACCCCCACGGGCAAUUGA